Molecule: messenger RNA, 366 nt
Organism: Thelazia callipaeda (thelaziosis nematode)
Lineage: Eukaryota; Metazoa; Nematoda; Chromadorea; Rhabditida; Thelaziidae
Source: the annotation of a GenBank genome assembly
AUGCAGCGGAUUUUCAGACGUCUUCAUGAAGACGCGAAGCGGCUAGCGAAUGAAUCCAACGCUGAAGUUGAGGUCGUUGUCAAGUACACCUUCACGGAAAAACCGCAGACGUUAUCCGCUUCUCCAGAUGAAAAUAUCGGGCAAGCAUGUACAGCACGUGAGGUAUCGUAUGGCCGGAAUUCACCAAAACCAUCGAAAGAAGAACUAUUGGUUGAAUCAUCAGCACCAUAUGUACAAAUCUGGAAUCCAGGUACUAGGCCACCACCACGCAGUAAAGAAGGCAAAAGUAAUUCUCGAGAAGUUAAAAGUCAAAAACGCACUUCAGUAACUUCCUCAAGGCAAGAAACAUUACAAGUACGUAUAUAA